CCACAGCCCCACACAAUCCAUACAGAGCCAAAGAUAGAUGCAUAGAAUCUGGUGCUGCAGAACGGUCUUAUUUUUGGCCCCUCCCCACUAAAACAAAGCCCCCUCAACGCCAGAAAGCCUGAGACCUCACCCAUAUUAUAUAUUUCUUUAUGUCCCUUUAGAAUCAUUUCUUCCAAUUCACCAAAGACUCCAGGCAAAACUAUUCCAUACAGUCCUCUUAGCAUCCCUCUUUCUCUCUCUCAUGUAAAGGAGCUGUUUUUGGAGGUUUUGGUUCAUGAAGGAGCCACCUUGGAGGUUUUGGUUCAUCAUGGCAACAUAAGCACUCCUUUCUUGGUGCGGAAAUUUCCUCUGAACACCGUUCUUGAUCAUUUUCAUCUGCUAUCCCGGGCUGUUUUGUGAUAUCAAAAUCGCCACUUUCCGACAUGGUUUUGCUUAAAUUUGUCGCCUUUGGCGUUGCCCAUCUCUUACUCCUGGUCGGUACUUCAGCUCUGUCCUUUUCUAGGUUUUCUGGGUUCAGUGUUUCACUUGAUAUGAGUUUUCUUGGAGUGGAUGAAGAUGUAGAGGUGGCUGUGAGAAACUUUUGUUGAGUUAUUGGAUCUUGGAUUUAUGUUAUGAGUGAGAGGGGAGCAGUAGGAUGGGGCGAUGGCGAGAGACUCUUCGCCCAUGGGUUCUCCGAGUGAUAGUUGUUCUUCUGGCCGUCCAUGGAUCUAAAGGUCCAAUUUCAAAUUUUGUACAGCAACUAUCAAAAUCAUCAAAUGUACAUCCAUGGGCUCGCAGAACACUGCUUUCAGCAACAUCUGGGCCUCCACCCAAUGGCAUGGAUUUGAAGCUUCAGCCCUCAGGCAUUCUGGCUCCAUCCAUUCUUCCACCACUUGAACCACUAAGUACAGGGAAUGGAUAUGGCAUGCCUACUGGUGCACCACCAAAGGAAUUGUCCGGUCACGCAACACAAGCAAAUUAUUCUCAUCCUGAAGGGCCUGUUGUUUCUCCAACAUCAGGUACUUCUACCAUUCAUGGGCAUGGAUACAGCAUCCCAGUUGCUGCACCCCUGGAUGAGUCAUCUAGCCAUUUAUCCCCUGUAAAUCAUUCACAUUCAAAAGGGCCUGCUGUUUCUCCUACAUCAGUCACUUCUCCUGCCAACCAUGGGAAUAGGUAUGGCAUGCCAGUUGCUGCACCACCAACAGAAUCAUCCAGCAACUUAUCCCCUGUAAAUUAUUCACAUCCGAAAGGGCCUGCCAUUUCUCCGACAUCAAUCACUUCUCCUGCCAACCAUGGGAAUAGGUAUGGCGUGCCAGUGGCUGCAUCGCCAACAGAAUCAUCCGGCCAUUUAUCCCCUGUAAAUUAUUCACAUCCAACAGGGCCUGCUGUUUCUCCGACAUUAAUCACUUCUCCUGCCAACCAUGGGAACAGUUAUGGCAUGCCUGUUGCUGCACCACCAAAAGAAUCAUCCAGCAAUUUAUCCCCUAUAAAUCAUUCACUCCCAAAAGGACCUGCUUUUUCUCCAGCACCCGCCACUUCUCCUGUCACCCAUGGGAGGUAUGGCAUGCCUAUUGCUCCACCACCAAGGCAUAUAUCCAGCCCUUUAUCCCCCAAAAAUUAUUCACACAGAAAAGGCUCUUUUCCUGUCAUAAGCCCGGCUCCACAUGAGGCUGAUGUACCAUCAAAUACGGUACAUGCUCCUUCCAAUUCACAUCCCCAACCUCCAAUGGCAAGGAUGCUUCACGGCUUUGCACCAGUACCCGUAGCUUCAUUUCACCAGCCGAAAGCUAGGAAAAGAACUGGAAACCCUGCAUCUGCUCCUUCUCCAGAAUCCCACAAUCCAGCUCCUUCACAUCCUCCAGCAGUACUUCCAAAGCAUAGUAGAGAGCAUCAUGCUCUACCGCCUUAUAUUCAAGGUCCUUCAAUUUCCCAAGCUCCAUUUUACUCAGUAGAUAGUGAAGGAACCCCUACACCUUCCCCAUCUAUAAGAUUCCCCUCUACCCAAAAUACACGACCUGUUCAAUCUCCUGUGCUGUCUCCUUCUGGGUCUGCUUCAGGAAAGCCAAGGGCAUCACAACUUCAACCUGUCCAUUCUUUACCACCUCCACCACCUAAUCUAGACUGUACUAUGCCAUUAUCUUGCACAGAGCCUUUAACAAAUAGCCCUCCAGGAUCACCAUGUGCUUGUGUGAUGCCGAUAAGAGUUGGACUUCGUCUGAGCAUUGCACUAUACACAUUCUUUCCUUUAGUCUCUGAGCUUGCCCAAGAAAUUGCAUAUGGGCUUUUCAUGAAACAAAGUCAGGUCCGCAUCAUGGGAGCAAAUGCUGCUAGUGAGGAUUCUGACAAAACUAUAGUACUCAUUGAUCUGGUGCCACUUGGAGGCAAAUUCAACAGUGCUACAGGAUUUUUAGUCUAUGAGAAGUUCUGGCACAAGCAGGUUUUCAUAAAUCCCUCAUUUUUUGGGGAUUAUGAUGUAUUAUAUGUUCUCUUUCCAGGACUUCCUCCAUCACCACCUAUGGCACCUGGAAAUGUUAAUGUCGAUAAUGAGGCAUAUGGCAGUGACAAUAACUCUAGGACAAUCCAUCCUCUUGGGGUUGAUGUGAGAAAGCAAAAAGAAAAACAAAGUGGCACUGUAAUAGCUAUCAUUGUUCUUUCAGCUGUUAUAGCAUUGGCAUUAGGUGUUGGAGCUGCAUGGCUUUUCUUGUUGAAACAUAGAGAAAUUUCUCAUUUGCCAAAACCAACCUCACAGAUAUCACCAGCUUCAUUUGCAAAGGCAUCAGUUGCAGGAAGUGGACAUACGAUAUCUGGAAGUAGGCCAACUUCUGCCUCAACAUCCUUCAACUCUAGCAUUGCAACAUGUACAGGAUCAGCAAAAUCAUUCAGCCUAGCCGAGGUGGAAAGAGCUACGAACAAAUUUGAUGAUUCAAGAAUUAUUGGUGAAGGUGGUUUUGGACGUGUCUACGAAGGCACUCUUGAGGAUGGAAGAAGGGUGGCCAUUAAGGUGCUCAAGAGAGAUGAUCAGCAGGGUAGCCGAGAAUUCUUGGCCGAGGUUGAGAUGCUGAGCCGCUUGCAUCACAGAAACUUGGUAAAGUUGAUUGGUAUAUGCACAGAGGAGCAUUUCCGCUGUCUGGUCUAUGAACUCAUUCCAAAUGGUAGUGUGGAAUCUCAUCUACAUGGAGUGGAUAAGGAUAGUGCUUCACUUGAUUGGAAUGCGAGGCUGAAGAUUGCUCUUGGUGCUGCUCGAGGUCUAGCAUAUCUGCAUGAGGAUUCAAGCCCUCGUGUCAUACAUCGUGAUUUCAAAGCCAGCAACAUCUUGUUGGAAUAUGACUUCACUCCCAAAGUGUCUGAUUUUGGCCUAGCCAGAACAGCUCGAGACGAGGAAAACGAGCACAUUUCAACACGUGUUAUGGGAACUUUCGGUUAUGUAGCACCGGAAUAUGCAAUGACGGGGCAUCUUCUUGUCAAAAGUGAUGUUUACAGCUAUGGUGUUGUCCUCCUUGAGCUCCUAACAGGAAGGAAGCCAGUUGACAUGUUGCGACCUCCAGGACAAGAAAAUCUAGUGACAUGGGCUCGUCCCCAUCUCACUAGCCAGGGUGGAUUAGAGAGUAUCAUAGAUCCAUCUCUUGGCACCAUUCCAUUUGACAGUGUGGCAAAAGUGGCAGCCAUUGCUUCAAUGUGUGUUCAGCCUGAAGUUAAUCAGCGUCCAUUCAUGGGCGAGGUAGUUCAAGCCUUAAAAUUAGUCUGCAAUGAGGGUGAUGAGCAUAGAGGAUCAGGAAGCUGCAGCCAGGAGGAGAUAUCUACACGGGAUAUGGAAAUAAGGAUCAGUACAGGGUUGGAUCUGGAAUCGGAGAGGGUGACUUGGGCAUCUGAUAUAUUCAGCACAUUAGCAAGGUUUACGAGGGAUGUUUCUGGAUCUUUCCGAAGGUAUUCAAGCUCAGGCCCUCUCAGAACAGGUAGGAGGGGGCAGUUUUGGCAUAGACUGAGAGGCUUGUCAUCAGGAAGUGCGAGUGAGCAUGGGAGGUGUAGCACAGGUUUUGUGAGCAGUGAUCAGUGGGUGUAGGAAUACUUGGUUCCUUUUCAUCGCCGCUGAAGAGAUCCAUCAACAGAACCAUCCUGGCAUCUGACCAUGCUCUAGACGAGUACGUUUCAAGGAGUCCAAAAGGGUUCAGAAGGCUCUUGUUCAUCAAAUGGAAGCAGCAAUCCCUGAGAAACCGGAGAAGUUCGUGGUGUGGGUGGAUAAAGAUGGGAAAAGUUUGCAGCUUAUUUUCUUGAAAGAUAAACAUGACUGAAACAAGAAGCAUCAUUCUUUUGGGCAUAAACAGUAAUCUGACUAAUGGAGCUGCUAUGUUCGAAGAAGCUUCAUUGUUAUCCUGAAUAAGAUAAUCGUGAGGAUUCAAUUAGUAUUCUAUUGCCCGAUGGUAAUGUACAUUAUUGAUACAUUUUUGCUUCUCCAGAUUGGAAU
Messenger RNA from Elaeis guineensis (African oil palm), 4441 nucleotides. RefSeq lists its product as uncharacterized. The record is from RefSeq and is a predicted model, not a curated record. NCBI's taxonomy places the organism in Eukaryota, Viridiplantae, Streptophyta, Magnoliopsida, Arecales, Arecaceae. Gene Ontology annotation, biological process: protein phosphorylation. Gene Ontology annotation, molecular function: ATP binding; protein kinase activity.